Atta colombica is the source of this 675-nucleotide messenger RNA. RefSeq lists its product as uncharacterized. The transcript has a single exon. Lineage: Eukaryota; Metazoa; Arthropoda; Insecta; Hymenoptera; Formicidae. The record is from RefSeq and is a predicted model, not a curated record. Bases 1 to 675 code for a protein of 224 amino acids.
AUGAUCUUCACUCGUCACGAAUUGAUUUUAAUACGAGCGCGCAACGACAAUUGUCUGACAGGAAAUCCGGCGACAGAAUCAACGCUCGAAUUAUUUAAAGUACAAUGGCGAAUGCCGCACGUGUUAUUGAGCGAGAUAAAUAAACUGUCGAUGCUACGCGCUUUGGAAAGCAAACGAUAUCUGAGCAUGGCUUCUCGUUCUGUACGAGUUUCCGCUCUUGCAGAGCACAAAACAUUCGUGGGCCAUCAAGAGGCUACUCAGCUCGAGAAGCCGCGCUACGUCAUUUUCGCUAUGCAAAUAGGUCGAAAAAACGUCAUGUCUGAAGAUAUAAGUCGUUUCGAUGAUUGCAAAUUAACCAAUGCGAAACUCUACCUGAAUUCGGAAUAUUAUCCGUAUGAUGACUUGAAUCUGGAUUUUGAUAAAAACAGAUGUGUGAUUCUGUACGACUUGUACGCGCGUUUCUGCAAGGGCUACUACGGAUACGAGUGUCUCGAGCCGAGUCUCAUCUUUACGACUUUUUUACGUAAUGGCCCGUUCGUAAUCAUCGAUUGCUCUCGACAGAACGAAUCGAUCAAGAUUGGCACCGUGGACGUACAAUCAGACUUUGAAUGUAAGGAGAACGUGCCCGCAAAUACAACAGCCUGUCAUCAUACACGAUCGCGUGGUUCAGUAUAA